This is a messenger RNA of Synchiropus splendidus (mandarinfish), 735 nucleotides long. RefSeq names its product regulator of G-protein signaling 21-like. NCBI's taxonomy places the organism in Eukaryota, Metazoa, Chordata, Actinopteri, Syngnathiformes, Callionymidae. The transcript is spliced from 4 exons. The record is from RefSeq and is a predicted model, not a curated record. The coding region runs from base 127 to 579 and encodes 150 amino acids.
AGUCUGCCAGGAUCUUGUCUCGGUCUUCCUUGGUAAAGGACAAGAAGAUGGCAAUAAAGUGAGUUUUUGCAUAUUUAACUAUUGGACGUUUUACCAUUUUGAGCAGGAAAGCAACUUACAGCAGCCAUGUGGAGCAGCUUUUCGUUCAUUGGUAGAUUCUGUUGCUAUCAAAAGGACCCACUGGAGGAUGUUGAGACUUGGAGCGAGUCUGUGGACAAACUUCUAAGUUGUAAAGCUGGGCAGAUAGCUUUCCGGGAGUUCCUCAAAUCAGAGUACAGUGAGGAGAACAUAUUGUUUUGGCUGGCCUGUGAGGACUACAAAAAAAUCAAGAGCGUCCCCGAAAUGAUCUCAUCCGCCAACAGGAUCUUCUCCGAGUUCGUCCAAACAGAAGCGCCCAAACAGAUCAACAUUGACUGGGGCACCAGAGAAAACAUCAGUAAGAACAUCUCGCAGCCCACUCUGACUUCUUUCGACACCGCACAGAAGCUCAUCUACAGUUUAAUGGCCAGGGACUGCUACCCACGCUUCCUAAAAUCUGACAUCUAUCAAGGACUGCUGAGGAGAAACGACUCAAGGUGACUGUUCGGCGACCACCAGCUCGUGACAACCCCCCUCCUCCUGCCACACUCUGUCAUCUCAAGCAUUUAAAACAAUCCAGAAACCCUUUUUUGCAGAUGUAGCUUUCUGUGUGACUCAGUAGGUGUUUCAAAAGUAAACCUCUAUUUUCUCCUUUAC